AUGAGCAUCCUCGAGAGCUCUGGCUACGAGCUCAUCGUCAACCCUCAAGACUCCGAGCCAAGCAGAGAAUGGGUUCUGAAACAGAUUGCCGACCCCCAGGUCGGCGCGGCUUGUAUCAUGCACAGUCAGCCUAGCGACAAAGUAGACCAGGAAUUCAUCGAUACAUGUAACGAGAAUUUAAAGUGUGUUUCCACAUUCAGUGUUGGUUAUGCUGCUCAUGCUCGAGGGAUUAAGAUCGGACAUACCCCAGGUGUAUUGAACGAUGCUGCUAACCCUCAGUGGCCCCAAAUUCCAUGGGCUCCGUUCGUCCUCUGUGGUCAUUCGCUUGGCCAUCCUGGUCUCAAAAUCGGAUUCCUUGGUUUUGGUAGAAUACCCCAAGCGGCCGUCGACAGGCUAUUGGCUUUUACCAACAAGACCGAACCGCCAACAAUCAUCUACACCUCCUCGAGAGAAAGAGAGAAUCAAGCUGCUAUCGACGCCGACUUCACAAAAAGGUGGGGCGUCGAUGUCAAGCGAGUGGAGAAGGACGUACUUGCGUCCCAGGCGGAUGUCCUCAUUGUCUUGUGCGACCUCAACCCGUCUACCAAAGACAUCGUAAAUAAAGAUUUCCUGGCCAAGAUGAAAGCCACCUCAAUCUUGGUCAACGUUGCGAGAGGUCCCGUGGUCAACUCUGAUGACCUCCAUGCAGCGCUUAAAUCCGGCCAAAUCUUUGGCGCAGGUUUAGAUGUGCUAACCGGCGAACCCAACAUCAAGCCGGAUCAUCCGCUGUUACACUUGGACAAUUGUGAGUACGACCCAGAGCAAACCUCGCUGACAGAUAGGUAUCGUGCUUCCUCACCUUGGCUCCGGAGAUUUUGA
Kwoniella botswanensis is the source of this 858-nucleotide messenger RNA. RefSeq lists its product as uncharacterized. The transcript has 4 exons. Gene Ontology annotation, cellular component: cytosol. The record is from RefSeq and is a predicted model, not a curated record. The coding region runs from base 1 to 858 and encodes 285 amino acids. Gene Ontology annotation, molecular function: hydroxypyruvate reductase [NAD(P)H] activity; glyoxylate reductase (NADPH) activity; NAD binding. Lineage: Eukaryota; Fungi; Basidiomycota; Tremellomycetes; Tremellales; Cryptococcaceae.